ACACUUCAUGUAAACCAUGGAAGCCGUUUGGAACACAGCGCAGCUCCUAUUGGGUGUGACAGCGGUUCGGGGAAUCUGUGGGCGUGGUUAAAACUGAGCUGGAACAAAGACGAUCGCUAUUGGCUAGGACUGAGUUUUACAGAUUCAGUGGGCGGGGUUAAAUCUGUGCUGGAUUGGAGGCGCAUCUGCAUGGCGUUUAUCGAUUAGAAAUAGACACAUUAAAUAAAAUACAAGUCUGGAUUAUCGCCGAAAUCGUUCUGUAGUGUCUGUGCGGGAGGAUCAUGCUUGAAAGUGAAAAGCAGGCUGCUUGAGGCUAUUCGCCUUUUCUGCAUACAUUGUCCCCUGCAGAGGUUUGUAAACACACAGGAGGGAAGCGACAGCGCAGCAUGGAGCAGGUGGAGCAGUCAGGAUCAGAGAGCCCCCAACCAUCAUCCAUACAGUCAGACACAUCUACAGCUCCAACAGAGGAAGGGAGCAGUGGAACGAGCACCCGCAGAAAGCGCAGGAAGAGAGAGCCCCGGCCUGAAUCUAUCAUUGUGUACCGUUCUGACACUGAAAGGACCAACGGAGAUGAUCGAAGUGGAGACGUUGAAGUCACAGAGAGAAACCUAGAGGAAGGGGCUAAAUUUCUCACAACCCCAAGUGGGGAAGGAGGCUGGAAUCUACCCCCAGACAGCCGCUAUGUGACGUUAACCGGUACCAUCACACGUGGUAAAAAGAAAGGUCAGAUGGUGGACAUUCAUGUCACACUGACAGAGAGGGAGCUCCGUGAAAUGGCCAAGUCCAAAGAACGUCUGGAUGCCGAGUGUGAAGCAGCAGGAGGAGCAAAGCGCUCGUGUGGUUUUGGUUUAGAUCAGGGCCCACACGUGGUGCUGUGGAGUGUCUCGUGUGCUCCUGUCAUCUUCCUGCUCUCCUUCAUCACCUCUUUUUACUACGGCACACUCACCUGGUAUAACGUGUUCCUGGUCUACAACGAGGAGCGGACGUUCUGGCACAAAAUAAUAGUGUGCCCCUUUCUCAUCAUUUUCUACCCUAUGAUCAUCAUGGCUGUGUCAUUGUCUUUAGCGUUGUACUCAGCGGUGGUGCAGGUGUCCUGGGUAUUCAGUGAGUGGUGGUUUUCAGUUAGGGAUCUAGAAAAAGGAUUCUGUGGAUGGGCCUGUGGGAAGCUGGGCCUGGAGGACUGCUCUCCAUACAGCAUAGUAGAAUUACUCGACUCAGACACAAUUUCUGGGAGCCUGCAGGGGAAAGGUCCUAGUGAGAAUGUGCAGACUUCCUCUGUGUGAGAGCUGGACUCUGAUAAAUGUCCUCUGGGUAUAAACAUCUAUUUGUUAGUCCUGCAACAACAUUCAAUUUGACCAAUCACUGAUCAUCUGAUGUCAUUAGUUUGAAAUUCUCGCUCUUCCCUUACUCAAAUCCUGAAUGCUGAAUCUGUCAGCUUCCUGAUAGCAAGGUUAUUGUGCAGAACUCUAUCAGCUCCUAGAUGUUUGAACCAUUGUCUGUUGAAUCCCAAAGGUACCCAAUUAGUAGUUUGUACCUGAGUGUAGCUAAUUUAAAUUAGCCAAAUAAGAAUGACAACUAUCUUGAGGGUUCAUUUAAUAAAACUUAUGAAACUGGUGCAUUUUCAGGAUUUUUAAUACAUUUUGUAAUGCAUUAUAUUAUUUUUAAAGACACAGCUGUCAUUAAAGACUAACGUUAGUUACAGAUACACUUGGCUAACGUUAGUUACAGAAACACUUGGCUAACGUUAGUUAUAGAUACACUUGGCUAACAUUAGUUACAGAUACACUUGGCUAAUGUUAGUUAUAGAUACACUUGGCUAACAUUAGUUACAGAUACACUUGGCUAAGGUUAGUUACAGAUACACGUGGCUAAUGUUAGUUAUAGAUACACUUGGCUAACAUUAGUUAUAGAUACACUUGGCUAACAUUAGUUACAGAUACACUUGGCUAAUGUUAGUUAUAGAUACACUUGGCUAAGGUUAGUUACAGAUACACUUGGCUAACGUUAGUUAUAGAUACACUUGGCUAACGUUAGUUACAGAAACACUUGGCUAACAUUAGUUAUAGAUACACUUGGCUAACAUUAGUUAUAGAUACACUUGGCUAAUGUUAGUUAUAGAUACACGUGGCUAACAUUAGUUAUAGAUACACUUGGCUAACGUUAGUUACAGAUACACUUGGCUAAUAUUAUCUACAGAUACUCUUGGCUAAUAUUAUCUACAGAUUCUCUUGGCUAAUGUUAGUUACAGAUACACUUGGCUAAUAUUAUCUACAGAUACACUUGGCUAAUGUUAGUUACAGAUACACUUGGCUAAUGUUAGUUACAGUUACACUUGGCUAAUAUCUGCAGAUACUCUUGGCUAAGUCCUCUUAUGAACAAUGUUUCAAAGACAUAUUCUGUGAAGCUAACUGGAGAUAAUAUGUGUAGGCCUUUUUUAGGCCUUCUGCAAUAUUUUAUAAAAUACGCAAUUGGUCCUACAACCUAAAAUUGAAAGAAAAAAAAAAGGAUUAAAUCUGUUAUUGAAGAUGACUGAAUUAUUAUAAGACUCAGUAAAUGUCACACAGCACUGCACUGUGUCUAGUUCAUUAGCAUGUUAUUCAAUGCUAACUGUAAUCAGAAUAGAAACUGCCUACUCUUGCGACCAACAGGAACCCACUGAUAAUAUUAGAUACCAGUGAUGGUUAAAAUGUUGCAUCAGAAAUAACAAAGUGAUGUUGAUCUAAUGAAACUUGCCCUACUUGAAGAAAUAAUGUUCACUGCGUGCAUCUGUGCUGGUAGAUUAGUCAUAAUUGUAUUGAUGGAGUGUGAUUACAUACAGUAUAGGGGUCUUAUUAUUGCUUGUGUAAUGUAGCUAUAUCAGUAUACACCACAGAAAAACCCAAGGAUUACAAAUGAGGUGAAGAGCUUAUGUGAAAUGCUUUAUUUUAAUUAAUUUAGGAGUUUUAUUCAGAGGCUUCUUGUUAAAUCAUUAUUCAAGAUCCUUUGGCAUGUUUUUGUAUUUUUUUCUCCCCCACAGGCAAUUUUCCUUUUUUAUUCCAAUAUUUAUGCUAUUUAUUUUAACUAUUUAUUUGACCUGAUUGUGUCUGUAUAAUCAGCUGUUAUUGCCAGAUCUUCUCCAUGACUACAAUUGAAAAUAAAAGAAAAAUAUGUUUAAAUUAAAGCCUUAUUUUUUGUUAAAGCCCUCUGCUGUAUCAACUUUAUAUAGAAUACUGUUCAGAAAUGUUUAAUGACUGAUGAUAAUGUCUUUUAAAAUAUUAUAAAAUAACUUUUUUUUUUGCACAGAUUGGUUUCCCUAAAGCAAAAAUAAUGUGUUUUUUUGCCUAUUUUAAAUUCUAAAUAAUACUAUGAAGUUAUGAGUUACACUUACUGUUAUUAAGUACAGUAUUUAGGUAAUGUAUCACAAGACAAAAAUUAUGGUAUUUAUUGUAAUCAGUUUUCCUGUUACACACUGAUAAUUGUGCAUGUGUUCCAAGUAUACAAUAUGAAAUGAAAUUAAAUAAAAUUCAUACCUUUUCAUAAAA
Molecule: messenger RNA, 3521 nt
Organism: Tachysurus fulvidraco (yellow catfish)
Lineage: Eukaryota; Metazoa; Chordata; Actinopteri; Siluriformes; Bagridae
Gene: tmem169b
Product: transmembrane protein 169b
Exons: 3
Coding region: 387-1283 (298 amino acids)
Source: RefSeq, a predicted model, not a curated record